Molecule: messenger RNA, 1903 nt
Organism: Candidula unifasciata
Lineage: Eukaryota; Metazoa; Mollusca; Gastropoda; Stylommatophora; Geomitridae
Source: the annotation of a GenBank genome assembly
AUGAUGACCAGACACCGGGCGGAGAAACAGAAACAGGAACAGUGGACGACCAUGUCGACUUCUGCUUGCUGGAAACACCUGUUUGCCAUUACUCGCAAGCAGAGCGAGGAUCACCAGGCAAUUGCUGAAAUCUACAGCAAUCACAUGGUCAGCAGGCUGGCAGAGAUCGUGGACAAUUCACAGAGAAUCUUCCGCAAGUGCCGAGAUAUUGGAGCUGAGUCUCAUGAGGACAUGAUGAAAGUUUUGAAUGAGCUACAAAGUGCCAUGAAAACCUAUCAUAUCUACCAAAACGAAAGCAAGCAAGCUGAGUUGAAACUGAAAAAUGUUGAAUCUCAAAAACAGAAAGUUGAACAACAACUUUCUGGCAAGAAUACUACUAGUCGCAAGCUGAAAGGACUAGAGCGACAGGCAGAGAAGAAACAACAAAAGUACGCAGACAACAAACUCAAAGCACUGAAAGCUCGCAAUGACUAUCUGCUGUGUAUAGAUGCAGCUAAUGCUGCCAUCAACAAAUAUUUUUCUGAUGAUAUUUCUGAUCUAAUGGAUUGCAUGGACUUUGGCUAUCACCAUUCUGUGGGACGGACCAUGAUGAUGCAGCUGGGCAUUCAUGAACAUCUGAAGAUGGCACAUGCCAAAGCUAUAGAGUCACUGAACAAAUGUAUCACAGAUCUGGACUCCCGGGCAGACAAGCAGAAGUUUAUGGAGUUGAACAACAUUUACUUCAUGCUGCCUAAGAAGUUUGAGUUCCAGUCUUUCAAGGGAGAUGAGGUCUGCCAAAUUAGUGCUCAGAAGGAGGUCCAGGAAGAUUUGAUUCAGAGGCACACCACGAUAGAGGACCGGCUGAACAGUCUCAGAGUGGAGAACGAUGAGAUUUGGAAAACCUUGGAGAUGACAGAAAAAACAUUGGUGGAAACAAUCCAAGUCAAAGAUUAUGAUGUGACAAAGUUCUUUACGGUUGAGACUUUGAUCCCAAAAUCACCCCAUGAGCACACCAAAUAUAAGACUGAUCGCUUGGAGACUGAAUCUUUCUACUUAGAAAAAUUCCGUGAGUACACACUCAGCUGUAACAGACUUGCCAGGUUGCAAGCUAAACAUGCAGCCAUACAGAAAGCACUUGGAGAAAAACAAAAUGCUGUUUUCAGCAGACCACCAGUGCCACCUCCCAAACCAAAGAAGAGAAGAAUUGGUCACCAUCCUCGGGUUGGGCAGCCAAAACUGUUUAGUGGAAGCCUGGAGGAAUAUAUAGAAGCAACAGGUCAAGAAAUCCCACUUAUUAUAAAGAGCUGUAUAAGAGUAAUAAAUCUCUAUGGGCUUCAUCAUCAGGGUGUGUUCCGAGUAUCUGGUGCCCAAGUUGAAAUCAACCAGUUUAAGAAUAUAUUUGAAUCUGGAGAAGAUGCCUUGGCCGAUGUUGUUGAUGCCAGUGAUAUCAAUUCAGUCGCAGGGGUCCUCAAAUUGUACUUCAGGGAGUUGAGGGAGCCUUUGUUUCCUCUGCAUCUUUUUGAUGCCCUAGUGGAAUGUACAAGAGAGAAAGAAAUGUCCAAGAGAGUUGAGAGAAUCAAGGAUUUAUUGUCGGGGGUCAACCGGCCAACCUGGGUUGUCAUGAGAUAUUUAUUUGCCUUUUUGAACCACUUAACAGAAUACAGUGAUGAGAACAUGAUGGAUCCGUACAACCUGGCAAUCUGCUUUGGACCAACCCUGCUGCCGAUCCCCCCAGACCGAGACCAGGUGACAUUUCAGUCAAGUGUCAAUGAAAUUAUUAAGAUCAUCAUCGUCCACCAGGAGGAAAUUUUCCCCAAUGAUGGAGGGGAGAUCUAUGAGAAGAUGCUUCUUGACCGGAGAGACAGUGUGGAUGCCAUAGAUGAGGAUGAUGAAGAAACCAGCUCAAUACCAAGUGAUGAAGAAG